This is a messenger RNA of Episyrphus balteatus (marmalade hoverfly), 1693 nucleotides long. RefSeq lists its product as uncharacterized. Bases 850 to 1488 code for a protein of 212 amino acids. The transcript has 3 exons. Lineage: Eukaryota; Metazoa; Arthropoda; Insecta; Diptera; Syrphidae. The record is from RefSeq and is a predicted model, not a curated record.
UUUAUUUUUUAUUUUCAUCUUUUGGUAUAUCAUUUCGGAAGACAAGAUAGCAUCUGCUGAGAAGAAACUUUUUUACGCUUUUUUGAGGAUCUUCUUCAACUAACUCCUGAUUUUUUUUUAUCAAAAUCGUGCGAUCCAUUUUAAAGAAAAAUUUAAACUUUUAAGAAUUUUUUUAUAGCAGGCAGUGCGUUUGGGGCACAAAAUGUUUCGUAGCCGAUAUGAUCACAUUUCAGAGCUUAUUGAUCUCUAUCAACGACUUGAUUCGUCCAACAUCAAUUUAUUAUUAGAAGAUCCCAGUGCAAUUACUGAAGACUUAGAAAAAACCAGAGAACUUCUAAAAACUGAAAUUCAAUCAUUUGCCAUGUUUAUUAUUGACGGUUUACUUAGCCUCAACAGAACAAUGGAUAUAAAAUUUGUUGAGAAAAUCAUCGAAUUUAGUCCAUAUUUCUUAGGCGAAAUUUUAGCGACUUUGAUUUCUAAAUUUUAUCUCGAAAUUGGUUUUGAUUAACUUUUUAAAAUGAUUGUUAAUAUCAAAAAUAACAUUUCAAUUAUUUAUGCUAUCGAAGCUUUAUUCAAUAAAAUAAUUAUCGAUGGUGAAAAAUAUCGAGAUGAAGCAUGUAAGCUUUCAAAGAAAUUACGAGAAAUUGCUUUUAGUAAGGAUUUCAAUUCGCUAUCAUUUGAUUUAAGGUUAAAAGUUGAAAAUAUGUUUAAGCGUUUGAAACCUCACGCUAGACCAAUUAUUCGAAAAAGUUUUCUACAUGUUGGCCUCAAUAUACCGCGGAAAAGGGGCGAAGAAGUUCUACGUAGUUAUCCAAUUUUCUCAAAAACUGAUAUUUAAAUGAAUUCAUUAUGUUCCGUGACCGAACUGAACAGCUAAAUCAUCUCGUAGAACUUUAUCGAAGCACAGUCAAAGAUGGUUUUUCUGCUGAUGAUGAAAAAGUCCUCCAAACCAAAAAUGAUAUUCUUCGAACAGAAAUUGAAUCUUUUUCCACCAUUAUGAUUAACUUUAUGAUAGAAGACCAAGAUUUGGAUAUAGAAUUUGCUAAUAAGCUCUAUGAAUUUGAUUCUCAAUUAUUUAUAACAAUUUUUAAUGCGGCCAUUAAAAAAUAUUAUUGGACAAUUGGUUUUAAUGAGAUUUUUCGAAUGGUUGGUGGAUUAAAGUAUUUCUCUCAAGCUUUGGAAGGCUAUAAAACUAUUUAUGAUCAAAUUAAGGAUAAUUUAUCAAAUUAUCAUGAGCACUCUUACAAAUUACGUGAAAAACUACAACAAAUAACAAUUAUGAAAGAUUUUCCGAAAUUAUCAGAUGAAGAAAAGUUGCAUGUUAAGGAUAUGACAGAGGCAUUAGAACCAUACUCAAUGCUACCUAAACCAGUGAAAUCAAAAAGAGCACCAAAUUGGGCAGAACAUUAUAUGCUUUUGGCACAAUUGGAAAAUAGUUUUGAUGAAGAGCAACAGAAAUUUUUUUCACUAUUUCGAACCGAAACUUAGACAAUAUUUCUAAAUUCUUAAAAAAAAACUUUAAAAAAGAUAAGACUAAUAAAAAAUAAGAAAAUAAUAAAUUAUUGUAAGCUGGAAAGUGUUAACUAAGCUGAAUGGCGAACAAAAUGUGAUUAAAAAAAUGCCUCCCAUAUUUUGAAAUUAAGUAAUCGUUUUGCUAUAAUACUAAUUUUGUAUUCUACUACAUUGUCUUUUU